GUCUAAAUUGUUAAAUGUAGCUGGUGAGGUCAAUGGUUAAUAACUGAUUUUGAUUAUCCCCGGAAUACAAUUAAACUGUAACACAGUGAUUGAAUGACAUUGACCGGCUAUGUGUUCAAAUGCGACCUGAUGAGAUGUUGGACUCCGAUGACUGCACCUUGUCCCUGGACAAUCUGUUUUUCGAGAAACCCAUUGUCCACAAAGUAAAACCACUGCACCAUGAGGUCAGCCCAUGGCACCUGGAAAUGCCUCCGUCUCUUUCUCAGGUUCCAGCCACUCAGGAUAUGCAGAAAGAGGCAGAGUCUCUCUCUUCUCUAUACAGUUUCCCACAAAUACCCAAGCCAUUCCUGCCUUCUUUUAAAGGAUCAGCUGGCUUUAUGGCUCUACCAUCAAAAGUCAACAGUCCAUACAAUUAUAGCAUUGCUGAGAAAGGGAUUGAUCAAACUCGGGAUGGCAGCAAUAUCCUCAGCAGAAGUGAUGGCCUUUGGGGAGGUGAAGGCUUCUGGGAUUAUUCUCAGGAUGUCUGCCAUAACGCCAAAAGUGGGGAUGAAACCCCGCAGGACCCUCGUCAUACAGCCAUAAGCAGGAGGUGUUUGUCUCUUGACAGCAGUAAAAGCCCACCUCUGCGGAGAAGCUUGUUCAAGGUCCAGGUGUGGAACAGUGGAGGUGACUCGUCAAACAACGAUGACCUCAGAAACAGCGGCAGCCAGACAGCAUCCAGACCUCAAACUUUUCUCAGGCCGGUUACCAUGACGACAGCGCCUCCUCCUCCUCUUCGGAUGCCAGGGGCGACAGCUAGGCAGGCGGCUCCUCCUUUCUCCCCAAACACCCGCUUCCCUCCCCCUCCCCCUCCCCUGGUGUGCUCUGCAGUGAGCGGCCGCCCCCCGCAGCAGGCGGCACAUGCUGAGGCGCAGGACAAGGGCACAAAGAGAGCCUUCGUUCCUCCCAUGACGCCUCAGCCUCUUCACAUACAAGGGUCCUCUGGGUCUGGAGUUCUGAGACCGGUUUCUGAAAUCCCAGCAAAGUUCAGAUCCGUCUUCAAAGAGUUCCCCUUUUUCAACUACGUUCAGUCCAAAGCACUGGAUGAUGUUCUUUACACGGGUAACAACUUUGUGGCUUGUGCCCCUACUGGAUCUGGUAAAACGGUGCUGUUUGAGCUGGCCAUCAUUCGUCUGUUAAUGGAGACCUCAGAGCCCUGGAAUAAUGUCAAAGCUGUCUAUAUGGCCCCCAUCAAAGCUCUGUGCAGCCAGUGCUUUGAGAGCUGGAAGAAGAAGUUUGGGCCUCUGGGGCUGAACUGCAAGGAGCUGACGGGCGACACGGAGAUCGAUGACUUCUUCGAAAUCCAGGACUCGCACAUCAUCCUUACCACGCCUGAAAAGUGGGACAGCAUGACCAGAAAAUGGAAGGACAAUUGCCUACUGCAGCUGGUCCGGCUAUUCCUCAUCGAUGAGGUGCAUGUGGUGAAGGAUGAAACCCGCGGGGCCACGCUGGAGGUUGUGGUGAGCAGGAUGAAGGCGGUGCAUGCCUAUAGAACAGCACAGAAUCCAGAGACUGGCCUCUCCAUGAGGUUCGUGGCGGUAUCAGCCACCAUCCCCAACGUCUCGGAUAUCGCAGACUGGCUGUCUGAUGAGAGCGGUCCGGCCACAUAUCUGGAAAUGGACGAGAGCCACCGUCCAGUGAAGCUGAGGAAGGUGGUGCUGGGAUUCCCCUGCAGUCCCAACCAAUCAGAGUUCAAGUUUGACCUGUCGCUCAACUACAAGAUGGCCAACAUCAUACAGACGUACUCUGACCAGAAGCCCACACUCGUGUUCUGCUCUACAAGGAAAGGAGUCCAGCAGGCAGCUGCAGUUCUGGCCAAGGAUGCUCGGUUCAUUAUAAGCAUUGAGCACAAGCAAAGGCUGAUGAACUAUGCAAACUCUAUUCUGGAUUCCAAACUAAGAGAUCUGGUGAUGUUUGGAGUUGGAUACCACCAUGCAGGAGUGGACCUGUGUGAUAGGAAGCUGAUAGAAGAGGCCUUCACUGUGGGAGACCUGCCUGUCCUCUUCACCACCACGACUCUGGCCAUGGGGGUGAACCUGCCUGCUCAUCUGGUGGUCAUCAAGUCUACCAUGCAGUAUGUGUCUGGCUCCUGCGAGGAGUACAGCGAGGCGGACAUGCUGCAGAUGAUAGGCCGAGCAGGAAGACCACAAUUUGACACAACAGCGACUGCAGUGAUCAUGACCAAGAUGCAAACCAGAGACAAAUACAUCAAUCGAUUGAAUGGAAUGGAAAUCAUUGAGAGCAGCCUACACACUCACCUGGUGGAGCACCUGAACGCUGAAAUUGUCCUCCAAACCAUCAGCGAUGUCAACAUGGCUCUGGACUGGAUCCGCUCCACCCUCCUCUACAUCCGAGCCCUCAAGAACCCCACACACUAUGGUUUUUCCACCGACUUAGACAGAUUUGGGAUUGAGGCAAAAUUGCAAGAGCUUUGUCUGAAGAACCUCAACUCUCUGUCCUCCAUCGAUCUGAUCCACAUGGAUGAGGAUAUCAACAUCAAACCAACAGAGAGCGGCAGGUUGAUGGCUCGGUUCUGUGUCGCCUUUGAAACCAUGAAACAGUUCAGCCAGCUGUCCGGCACUGAGAGCCUGUCCGACCUGAUCGAGAUGGUGUCAAAGAGCAGAGAGUUCAGCGACAUUCAGCUGAGAGUGAACGAGAAAAGGCUCCUGAACACCUUGAACAGAGACAAGAACAGGAUCACCAUCAGGUUUCCAAUCGAAGGAAAGAUCAAAUCCAGUGAGAUGAAAGUGAGCUGCUUGAUUCAGGCUCAGUUGGGCUCCAUUUCAAUCCAAGAGUUUGGACUCACGCAGGACACAGCAAGGAUCUUCAAGAAUGGCAUGCGCAUCAGCAAAUGCCUGUCAGAGUUUCUGAGUCACCGAUCCAAGACGGGCUUCUCUGCUGUGCUCCACUCCCUGAUGCUAGCUAAGUGCUUCAGAGCUAAACUGUGGGAAAACUCGCCCUAUGUCUCCAAACAGCUGGAGAAAAUAGGCCAGACCCUGUCAACCGCCAUGGUGAACGCUGGACUCACCACUUUCAGCAAAAUAGAGCAAAGCAACCCCAGAGAGCUGGAGCUGAUCCUCAAUAGACAUCCACCAUUUGGCAACCAAAUCAAAGAGUCUGUUCUGAACCUCCCCACGUAUGAAGUGACUUUGGAGCAGCUUCCCAGGUAUAGCUGUGCUACAGCGGAGAUCGUAGUGAAGGUACACCUCAAAAACCAAGCACAGCUGCUGUCUAGGAAAAAGGCUCCAGACCAGCAUUACGUCUCUCUGAUUAUUGGAAACUCUGACAACACGGUGGUCUUCCUACAGAAACUCUCGGACUUGGUGCUGUUGAAGUGUGGUAGCUGGUCGAAGAAGAUUGAAGUGGCGAAGGCCUCAACAGGAGACGAGAUCAGCGUCAAUCUCAUCAGCUCACAAUAUGUGGGCCUGGACAUCCAACAGAAGUUUAACGUCUACUAUUCUGGAGCCAGGAGGUUUGGAACUGAUAAUCAACACAACUCUCCGUAUGAUCCGAGUGGACAGAGAGCGCACGCUGCAGCGAACCCUCAGUCCGCCAAGCAGGCUGCAACUCAACCUGCCUCUGCUGCAGACCAAGAUCCAGGCAAUAAAAGACAGUGCAACCACCUCUGCAGGAAUAAGGAUGUCUGUGGCCAUGAAUGCUGUAAAGUAGGUGUCACUGUGGCCCGGAAGAGGUUAUCUUAUCCAGAAUCCAGUUUCUCCUCCUACCUGCAAGACCUGAGGAGCAGGAGUGACUCACUCGGGCAGACUCCUGUCAAACGACUCAAGAUGAAGAUGGGCGAGCAGUCUGUGUGUGCCAACAUGCAGGAGUUUGCCUACAAACCCAGAGAGAGGCUACCCACUGCUUCCUGGUAUGAAGGAAGUCAGUAUGAAGCUGCAGUUAGACCUCACACUGAGGCGGUGGAUCUGACUGGGGAAGACUUCAGACUUCAGCUUCCAGACAGAGUUCAACUGGACUGCAUUGAUGAUUACGAUGACUAUGUGGAGGAGACGCACAGUUUGAUGGACGAGCCUGUCCCAACACCUGCUGUGUCCCACGCUUACCACCAUGGUUCCUCAGCGGGGAGCAACCCAGGGAUCAGUGUCGGUGUGGAGCACAAACCUCCUCAAAACCAGAUCAGUAAAAGCUCAGCUUACGAGAACGGGUCCCCGGCUGUGCCGAACCUGAGCGCUCACUGCAACAACGAUUCAUCCUCACUCAUCCCCACGGUCAGCUUCGACCUGGGAGAUGAAUGGGACGACUGGGGGGACUUUGAUGAUGAGAACUUGGUGAAUGCCAGCGAGAUGUCGUAUCAAACUAAUGCUAAACCUGCAGUCCAGCAGUCUGUUAGCUACAGUGUGACAGGCUUUGCUGUAGCAUCUGCACCAGCACUCCUUAAUCACUCACAAAUAAAACAUCGGCUCACCAGAACAUCUCUGAGUCCUGGAUUCAGACAUCUAGGAUCCUCAUUGGCCACAGUCAAACCACAAAACAGACUCACACUCGACUGGAAUAUGAAGAAACCAAGCAUAUUCCAAGAAGAGAUGACAGUGAAAACCCCAGAAAUUCUCCCCAACGUGGCCCCUACUACCAGAGGGUUUGAUUUCUUCUCACCGAACCUCCCAUUUAACAGCAGCUCAUCUGUCAACAGAAGCACAAACUACAAAGAAGAGGAAGCUUUCCUGGGGAUAUUUGAUGGAUUAUUUUAGAUGUUUUGCAAGUAAAACUGUAAUAUGAAUAUGUUGUUAACAUCUUUAUAUUUGUGUUCGUUAACAUGACAUUUACAGGAAGAGUAGUAGACUGUUUUAUAGGCUAUUAAAGGUUAUCAUAAGUGUGAUAUAUGUUCAUAUUGUA
Eleginops maclovinus (Patagonian blennie) is the source of this 4890-nucleotide messenger RNA. It is a transcript of the gene hfm1, whose product is annotated as helicase for meiosis 1. The transcript has 40 exons. The record is from RefSeq and is a predicted model, not a curated record. Bases 120 to 4745 code for a protein of 1541 amino acids. Gene Ontology annotation, molecular function: nucleic acid binding; ATP binding. NCBI's taxonomy places the organism in Eukaryota, Metazoa, Chordata, Actinopteri, Perciformes, Eleginopidae.